UUCAUUUCAGAAGUCUGGUCACCUUUCGUUCAAUGCACUUUUGUGAUUUUAGACAGCAGCGCGCGAACAGGACUUUUAUUUUGGUCUGACGAUAUGACAUCAUAAGUCUGCGCCGCGCUCCUGCAUCAGUUUGGGAAUCUACUCUAGAAAGGUUUUGUGUUUUUUCCCGCAUUUAAAUUGUUUAAAUCGAUGCAAACUGCUCUGUUUAUUUUACAACUUUUAUAAUAACUGUAAAGUAAUCCUUAUCAUUGAAUAAAACAGUGUAAUGCGUUAUUUAACUUUAAUAAACGUUAUUUUUUUCUGAGGAAAGCGCAUCUGAAAAACGUGGUGCGUCUCAUUUCGCGCUCUAUAUCGUGAAUCACUUCAUCGUGAAGAGAAACGGUGCUUUUUGAAACAAACUCCGAGUCAACUGAAGCGAAAGUGAUUCACUUGAAGCUCGAGUGAGGACACACUCUGGUCAAAACAGUGACAAAGUGUUCAAACACUGAGAAAAACUCCUGGUGAAGCAGCUGAGAUCCACGUGACACACAAUUAUAAAGAUGGCGUUUAUUAAAGAGGAGAGUGAAGAUAUAAAGAUUGAAGAAGUAUUCAGUCUGAAACAAGAAGAUACUGAGGAACAAACAGACCUGAUGGUGCUGAAAAAGGAGAGUGAAGUACUAGAUGAAAUGCAAGAUGAAGAUCAGUAUAAGAAAGAGCAUGAUUUCAUAACUGGACAAAAAUCAAUUAGUUGCUCUCAGACAGAAAAGACUGGAAGUAGAGAUCAUUACACCUGCCAGCACUGUGGAAAGACUUUCAAUCAACAUGGAAACCUUAAAGUCCACCUGAGGAUUCACACUGGAGAGAAGCCUUAUACAUGUCAACAAUGUGGAAAGAGUUUCGAUCAACAAGCAAACCUUAAAGUCCAUUUAAGGAUUCACACUGGAGAGAAGCCUUAUACAUGUCAACAAUGUGGAAAACAUUUCAAUGAACAUGGAAACCUUAAAGUCCACAUGAGGAUUCACACUGGAGAGAAGCCUUUCACCUGCCAACAGUGUGGAAAAUGUUUCACUAAAAAAGGAACCCUCAAAAGCCACAUGAAUGUCCACACAGGCGAGAAGCCUUACACAUGCCCCCUGUGUGGAAACCGUUUCAGUCAACAAGGAAGCAUUAACAGGCACAUGAAAACUCACACCGGAGAGAAGCCGUACAUCUGCAAACUGUGUGGAAGGAGCUUUACAACAAAACCAAAUCUUAGGUAUCACAUGAACAGUCACACUGGUGAGAAGCCAUUUACAUGUGAUCAUUGUGGAAAGAAUUUCAGACAUAAAGGAACCAUUAAAAAGCACAUGAUGAUUCACUCAAGAGCUCCCUCUCUCAGUUAUAUAUGUCAUCAGUGUGGGCUGAGUUUUCCAGACAGUAAUCACCUUAAAAGUCAUGUCAAAUCUCACACUGGAGAGAAGCCUUUCAUGUGCAAUGACUGUGGAAAGACUUGCUCAAACAAGACAAACCUAAAGAUUCACAUGAGAAUUCACACUGGAGAGAAGGCUUUCACCUGCCCUCAGUGUGGAAAGAGUUUCAGAUUUAGAGGAAACCUUCGGAAUCACAUAAAAAUUCACAGUGGUGAAAAGCCUUACACCUGCCCUCAGUGUGGAAAGAGUUUCACACUUAAAGGAAACCUUAACAUUCACAUGAGGCUUCACACUGGAGAGAGACAUUUCACAUGUCUUGAGUGUGACAUGAGUUUCACAUAUCAUAGAAACUUGAAAGAUCAUAUGCAAACUCAUUCGGGCCAGACAUUGACACGUUCUUCAGUGUGACAAGUUUUGAAAAAGGAGCAAUUUUAAAAAAUCACCUGCACAUUCACUCUGGAAGAAGGUGCCAUAAUGUGUAAUAAUUUUGCCAUCACACUAAUACACCUGGAAAAGUCAUGUAUGUGUGAGACCCUGUUUGUGUUCUU
Onychostoma macrolepis is the source of this 1936-nucleotide messenger RNA. RefSeq names its product gastrula zinc finger protein XlCGF57.1-like. The transcript has 3 exons. The coding region runs from base 540 to 1796 and encodes 418 amino acids. The record is from RefSeq and is a predicted model, not a curated record. Lineage: Eukaryota; Metazoa; Chordata; Actinopteri; Cypriniformes; Cyprinidae.